This is a messenger RNA of Oncorhynchus keta (chum salmon), 4520 nucleotides long. RefSeq names its product SUZ domain-containing protein 1-like. The record is from RefSeq and is a predicted model, not a curated record. Bases 90 to 614 code for a protein of 174 amino acids. NCBI's taxonomy places the organism in Eukaryota, Metazoa, Chordata, Actinopteri, Salmoniformes, Salmonidae. The transcript has 4 exons.
AAGAAAUGCGAUGGAACUUUUGUUUUUAGGACAUGAACUGUGUUCAAUAGUCAGUGUGUGUGGUUGGCCUGUCAAACAUUCAAUGCCUUAUGAGGGAACUGAAGCGAACAGCCUGUCGCCAUGUCGGAGCCUCCGCUAGCUUCGGUUGGAUACAGGCCCAAGUUGAGCCAUUCCAGGGUAUCGAAAUUGAGAGAAGACUCGAAGCAAAGUUGAAGAUAAGCCAGAAAACAAAGAAAUCCUCCAUCUGCCCAGGUAGCUCCCCUAUACGAACUGCCAUGGUUAUCCAGGAUGAAUCUCAACCUGCAGCCCCCCCACCUCAAAUCCGAAUUCUGAAGCGCCCCUCAAGUAACGGUUCCCUAGGGUCAACUAGUUCAUCUAACCGCCCCACCCAGCAGCCGAAGUCACUGGCCCAGCGGGAGGCAGAGUAUGCUGAGGCCCGCAGGAGGAUUUUGGGUAGUGCUAGUUCUGAAGAAACACCUCAGGACAAACCCAGCCAAGACAGACCAGUGCGAGUGAGUGCCCAGCCACAGCCUGAACCGGUUCGUCCAAACAAUCACCUGAUCCGCCAACCCACUGGCCCAGACGGCACCACAGGCUUCCGUCACUGCAGAUAGAGUGCAGAAGGGAGAGGGGGAUCCAUCGUCUCCAUGGGGGCAUGGUGUGCAAGGGAUAAAGGGGGAGGUAGCAUAGUGCAUGAAGAGCAGAGUGGUGGGAUGAAAUUGAAAAAUUUAGAUUAGGACAAACAGAAUAUAUUGGCCCACAGAAUGAGAUGAAGUAUCCCUCCCACCCCUUUCUGCUGACUGUUGGUACGCUCAUUGCCUUUCACCCUCUGCCCUGUCUCCAGUCUGCGCAGAGGGUUGCAGGGAGAUGGCAGAGAGGAGCUGAGUGUCAAGUCAGAUCUCCUCUCUGUCCCACACUGUGACAAGGGCAGUCCCUCAGGAUUCCACACACUGUGAUAUCUCCCAUGAUGCACCCUGAGCUGCCCCAUGCCCCUCUCCACUGUCCCUCUCCUGCUAAGGACCAGGGUCCUCCUAGGUCCUGGGCAUACCUGUCCUCCAGGGAAAUGACAGACUGGUUCUGUGGGACUGAAAGGUGGCCAGGGGGAAGUGAGGAAGGAACCUUGCUCUCGGUGUGAGUUUAGGGCCAUGGAUAGAGCAGGGGAGUGACAAGGUGCCACUUCGUGUUAGCAUGUUCAAGCAAUAAUUCCGAAAUCAACAUGUAAGCCCCGCCUUCUUUAGUUAGACUGCCUGUGCUGUAUCUGUUAAUAUUCGUCUGUUUUGUUUUUAAGUUAUUUCAACAACAAACAUUUUACUGUAAUUUUAUUUUUCUUUGUUUUUUUGUUUAACAUCUGGGCAGUAAACUGAAUGGUGAAUUUGGGAAGGUUGUUAGAUUAAUGGUGUCUCUUCUGUUAUUGCAUCUAGUUUUUUGUCUGUUUUCAAAGUGGGAAUGAUAUAGAAGAAAAAAAGACAGAAAAUGUUAGUGAAGCUGAAUGUUUUAUAGCAUCUUAUACAGGUAGUCAUUGAAAGUAGUAGCCAUUUUUGAAACUAUACUGUAAGUAUAUGUUGAGAUUAGGAAAAAAUAGUUUAUGGAUGGCCAAAAAGUAAUCCUGUAAAAAUGUCCACACUGCGUGGCCUUGUUGCUUCAUUUGCGAAGAGAGGGGCCACCGAAGGAGCAUGAAGAAGGCCAUUGCUUUCUUUUGAUUCAGGGUUGUUUGAAGAGGAAGCCAUUGGCUGGGAGUGUUUUAAGCAGCACCUCUGUUCUGUCCAGUCUUUCAUUCUGUCUCUCCAGGGUUGCCUUACUUGGAGAGAGGAGCACUUGUUCUUUUACGGUAAAGACAUGCUGGAUCAAGGAGAAUGACAGAAUAACAAACUGAGUUAGAUGGAGAUUGACAUAAAGUUUCAAUUUUUUGCUUGGUUAGAAGGCAAUGUUAUUGUUAAAGAGUGCCAAAGUGGAAAGGAAGUCCUUUUAUCCCCAGCGGAGGAACAUGUCAUAGCUCUGUCUAUCCAAUCUAUGUAGUUUUGUAAAUGAAAUGACAAGAAACUACAUCUUGGCUGUUUUAAACCAUAGUAAAUGUGUUGACUCAAACGCCUUAAAUUAUCUUUGGUUUCAUAUUGGACCCCACAGUAACUGAGGCACCUCAGGUUAAUGCUCUUGGAUGCUGAGAUUUAAACCCCCCCCCUCCUUUAAAAAGAAAAAUCUCCUCCCUGUAACCUCCCUUUCUCUAAUUUCUGUCAAUUGGCCCGCCUUAGAACCUCAGGAAAGGUGGUUUUGUUGGCCCAUCAGGCAGGUUUUAAUGCUGGAGUGGCCAAAAGCAAAGUCUUUGGUCUGCUCACAUGUAAUCCCAGUGGUGCAGUGACUGGCUGGAAUUGUUGCGCAGCCUAAUAUGUAAAGAAAAUCACACCCAGUAACCUUAUGUGGGUGUGAUUUGGUUCUUAUUUGGACUAUACUUAGAGUAUGUGACGUCUGGGCCAUUGACGAGUACUCAACCUCAUCCUUUAUCCUUUCUAGGGAUCACUGGGCAGAGAGGGCUGGACAGGUGAAAGCAAUACGGUGGAGAAACCCAGGUGGAUUGUAGAAACCCCUGGGUGCGGUUUCCAUACCUGUCUUUUCUACAUGGAUCAGAGAUCAGCUUGGGGAAGGGAGGGACGAGGAGACUAGAGUCUAACCCUGGAUUAGUAUGAUCCUCCUGAACAGGGUUAGGCUCAAUUCAGUUUAAUUCAGGAAUUGAAAUGUAAUGCUUGAAUAGAAAAUAGCUUUUUUAUUUCUGAGGAUUUAUUCCGUUUGUGAAGUGAAUUUGAAUUCAAAACCGAAUUGACCCAACGAUGCGCUUGAUGAGCCUGCGCAAUUCCAAUAACUCAGCCAUCGGAUAUGGGGCGACAAUGAAGAGAUGACGCUUUUCUCUUCUGUCAUGCGAACACAACAAACAAAUCAGCCUGUAAAGUUUUUUUAAAAAUUCCCUUUAAUAAAAUAAUAUUGAAAAGUAAAGUUAAACGCAAUUGCAAAUAUUUUUGUUUGGUGUAGAGUUUUAUUCUUCUAUUUUUUGAAAUGGAAAAUGUGCACGUACUUUUAGUCAAAUAUUAGUGGUUUUACAGAUACCAAGCAUAGCUGAAACCAUAACCUUAAAUGGCCCUCAAUGACUACAGGAAGAAUUUCAAAUGCAUUAAUAUGACAGAAUUUUUUUGAGCAAUCAUGUGAAUAUGAUAUUCUGCACAACCAACAUAAAUUGCAUUUCAGAAAUGCUUAAUGCAACCAUUGUCCAUUUUGGUCAAUGCCCAAUGAGAUCUUUGUGUGCUUUUGAAGUUAUACCUUAUUGUACAAUUAUUAAUUUUUAAAAACUUUCAGUUAGACUAAUGCUUGAAAUUAUUAUUCUAACCUAAACCAUAGCAGUAAGAACUCCAUAUAUGGCUAACUUUCUCUCAUAUAUUUUAUUGAGCUGUUGUAGCUUUAAAAUGAGUAUGGUGCCAGACAUUUCAGAUUUCCCCUUGAUGUUGUGGAGAUAUUUAAUAGUCUGUCCUGUUAAAAAAAAACUGUCUUAAACCCCGCAGUAAGCACCAUUGACAUGCAUCUUGUGUUCUUACUAACCUGAUCUAAAAAUCUGUGUGAAGUGUCGUCCUAAUGUAUAUCUCCUUGGAACUGUCAUAUCAUUGAACACUUGUGUCCUUUGUUUGUCUAGCCCAACACACUACAACAGUGGUAUUCAAAAACUUUCGGGGACCCCAUUUUUUUCACUGAUUUUUCACGACCCCAAAUCAAAUGACACAACGUUCAAAUCGGUACAUUUCUAUUUUUACAUCAACAAUUAGCCUUCAAGUCGUACCAUUUUACCGUGUUUUUCAAUUAUCUUUCUUAAAACCGUUUGUAUAUUGUCCAAUACAAGAAUCUGUACUCUUGUUAAUACAUUUUACGACCCAACUAGGAGUCACGACCGGGACUUUGGAUACCACUGCUCUACAAUGUGUGUCCAGGAUGUGCUGUCUAUUUUGUAUGAAUAAACUGCAGUAAUUAGAGAACAUAUUCUAAAAGCCAUUGGCCUUUUUAGACAUGGACAAACAUUUUUAUUUAGGCAAAAAAGUAACAUUUUGAGAUGCAAAUGUCAAUAACAUUUAAGUUAUAGGUCAUAUCCAUUUGUGUGCUAUGUGCAGAAAGGUUAGCGUUUUACUGUGGAAAAAUGUCCUCCUACAAGUAAGCGUAAUGGGGUAAAGUACUUGUAAAAAUACUUUAAAGUACAACUUAAGUAGUUUUUUGGGGGUAUCUGUACUUUACUAUUUAUAUUUUUGAUAACUUUUACUCCACUACAUUUCUUAAGAAAACAAUGUAUUUUUUACUUAGUACAUUUUCCCUGACACUCAAAAGUACUUGUUACAUUUUUAAAGUGUCCAAUUCACACUCUUAUCAAGAGAACAUCCCUGGUCAUCCCUACUGCCUCUGAUCUGACGGACUCACUAAUCUCAAAUGCUUAGUUUGUGAAUGAUUAUUUAGUGUGCCCUUGGCUAUCCAUAAAUAAAAAUAAGAAAAUCGUG